UUGGCAGUGUGAGGUUGUGCGGUGCGGUGUGGCUAACUCUCUCCAGUGCAAUGAUCGUUCCCUUUCCUGUCAUCUGUGACAUUUGACAAGAAUUUCCUCUGCAAGUGUCUGAGCCGUAUAGUCUUAAGUCUCGCCAUAGUUUGACGCUUCAAGAGGCAAUCGAAGAAAAUCUUUCGGUGGCUGUUUGCUGGUACAGCGAGAAGAUCGCCUUCAGUGACCAGAAGCAACAAUUUCGUGCUCAGGAUGAGUGAGUGGGAGCGCAUCAAGCGGCAGUGUCAGGGGAAGCGCGAGCUCUACGAAGAUCCUGACUUCGCUGCCGUCCAAACCUCGGUCUUCUACCAUCAAGCCCCACCAUUCACAUUCACUUGGCUUCGGCCUCAGGACCUGGUUCAGAACCCAACGUUCAUCAGGGAUGAACACACGCAGUUCGACCUCACUCCUGGGAAGCUGGGAGACCGGUGGCUGGUCUCGUGCCUGGGCUGUCUGCAGCUGGCCAAGGGUCUAUUCUACCGUGUGGUGCCUGCAGACCAAGCCUUCAGUAACAAGAGCGGCUACUGCGGAGCCUUCAGGUUCCGCGUGUGGUGGUGUGGAGAGUGGCGGGAGGUGGUAGUAGACGACCGCCUACCCACCGUCAACAACAAACUCAUGUUCCUACACUCGCAGUCCUCGACACAGUUCUGGCCCGCUCUGCUAGAGAAGGCUUAUGCCAAAUUGCACGGCUCCUACGAAGCUCUGAAGUACGGCAGUACUCUGGAUGGUCUAUCAGACCUGACAGGCGGGAUUUCAGAGACCGUAUCUCUUCGUUCAGACCCCACAUCUUGCAGCCGACUUCUGACGAAGCUGCUACACGUCACGUCUAUCGUCACGGUCGUAGUCUUGGCCCCACAGCACAAGAACUUGUCCUCAACAUCGUCAGGUUCAUCAUCGUCAUCUACUUCAUCAGGACGAGGUAGUGGAGGAGGCAGUCACAUGGACAAGCUCGCGACAGGGAUCGUGAUCGGUAUCAACUACAGGAUAUAUGCUGUUGAAAAGAUCGAGCUGUACGGAGGCGCGGAGGUGACGUUGGUGAAGCUGAGGUCCCCGCUGGGGUCUUGCGUGGACUACCUGGGGGCCUGGGGGACAAGGGACGCCCCCGAGUGGGAUGAGGUGUCCCCCCAGGAGAGGGACAGGCUGGGGCUCAAGCACAUGGUAGACGGCGAAUUUUGGAUGUCGUACAGCGACAUGGUGCGCACGUUCACACAGCUCGAGGUGGUUCACCUGGACAGCGAAACUGCGCGCGAUGAACCAUCUUUGCGGUGCCACCUGCCGUGGACCGCCCGCGUGUACCAGGGCAGCUGGCUGAGGGGUGUGUCGGCAGGCGGGUGCCGCAACAACACAGACACAUUCCACAUCAACCCUCAGCUGCACCUGCUGCUCAGCGCCAUGGAAGAGGUGGUGGUCUCUCUGAACCAGCAUGCCGUGAUCGAACCUAAGGUUAUCGGGUUCACAGGGUACCCGGUGCCUAAGGGCGGAGUUGAUUGCAUCAACAGAAGUUUUUUUAAGAAGAACAAGUCGCUCGUCAACUCCCAGUACAGCAACAGCCGACAGGUAAGCGAGCGCGUGCAGCUGGAGCAAGGCAGCUACGUGCUGCUGCCCACCACCUUCGAGGCCGGCGAGGAGGCCGCCUUCACAUUACGCGUCUACUCUUCUAAACCUAUUAAACUCAAGUUAGUAGACACGACCCCGAGCCUGGUGAAGCCUGCGGUGACACAGUCCCGCAGUGCGCUGGAGAGCAAGAGUAUCCUACAGUACCAGGCAGUGUUCCUGCAGGUCGCUGAUGAACACAGAACAGUGAACGCCUUCCAGCUCCAUGAACUGCUGGAGGCCUGCUUACCUAAUGAUUACAUCAAGAGCUGCGCUAGUCUGGACAUCUGCCGACAGAUCAUCUUAACCAUGGACACCACAGGCACAGGCCGCCUUAGCUUCAGUAACUUCAAGGAGCUUCUUGUGAGCCUUAAGGCCUGGCAAGCCGUCUUUAGGAGUCAUACCAAGGAGCGCUCUGGUAUCCUUAAGGCGGAACGCCUUAGAGACGCCCUCAUCGAUGCAGGAUUCGCGCUGAGCACAUCCGUGGUAAGCAUCCUGAUCCUGCGCUACAUGCGUAAGGACGGCACGCUCAGGUUUGGGGACUUCGUAAGCGCCGUGCUACAUCUGUCCGUCGCAUUCAAUUUGUUCGACAAGAAAGAUCCACUGGAGAACGGAACGGUGAAACUCACCCUUAAUGACUGGCUGCACUCAGCUCUGACCUGCUGACAUCGAUCGGAUCCUGUUUCGUAAAUACGAUCCGGCGUCUCAUUGCUGUCAAUAAACACGCAGCUUGGAAAAGAAUUUGUUUCACAAGCCGUGAAUACGCAGACAUUUGCUCGGCAGGCAGCGUUUCUGUAAGAUAACGCAAGGUGUUCAGUUACGCAUUUCAAGCAGUGACAUUUUUCGUCGAUUAGAUAGCGAAUAAAAGCGAAUAACAUAUAUAAUAUGAUGAAAUGUAUAAUAUGUAUUGGGAUUUAACAGGAUUUAUGUUAUCGAAUUUUUAAUUGGCAGAAUUGAUGGGCUCAGGUUAGUUAAAGGAUUAACGUGGAAAAAGGAGUGCCAUAACUACAAUAGCACAUCGAUAUCAAACAAUUUUCUAGUGGUUUUAGACCUGUGCAUAAUCUUCGAAAUUGUCUCACAACUUUCAAUAUUUUGCUCUUGUGCUUUCCGAACAUAUCACAAUUGCAAUUGCAGCGAGAUAGAACAAAGUGACUAAACCACCAUGCCGGGAAAUAGUGUGCAUAGUGAUGGUGAAAAUAAAAAUUAUAAUAUCAACUGUUCACUAUUCCAUGGAUAUCUAAACACAUCUUGUUAACAUUUAGCUAAUGGUAUUAUCAAGCGUAGUUAUAAUAUUGUGUAACAAUUGAAUUGAGGUCGAAAGUUCGCCCACGCAAUGUUUUUCCAACACGUAGCAUAGUAAUCGAUGUACAUGUGUAAUUAUCUUGUUAUAGUUAAUAUAUGAUAAUAAAUGUUGUACUUUCCGUUUCUAUUGUAACUAAUUACUGAAAAAUAUAACAGAGCUAUUGCUAUUGUAUGCAAACUAUUUGAUAACAUGUUACACGCUUGGUGAAUAUAUUAAUUCUUUAUAUUAUGUUUUGUAUUAUCAUAUUUC
This is a messenger RNA of Hyalella azteca, 3175 nucleotides long. Its product is annotated as calpain-C-like. The transcript is spliced from 19 exons. Gene Ontology annotation, cellular component: cytoplasm. Gene Ontology annotation, biological process: proteolysis. Gene Ontology annotation, molecular function: calcium-dependent cysteine-type endopeptidase activity; calcium ion binding. The coding region runs from base 244 to 2289 and encodes 681 amino acids. NCBI's taxonomy places the organism in Eukaryota, Metazoa, Arthropoda, Malacostraca, Amphipoda, Hyalellidae. The record is from RefSeq and is a predicted model, not a curated record.